UUAAAAUUCAAUAUCACUAUAGUUGGGAAAUGAUCAACAUAAUAAAAAGCGAGAAAUAUUUUUCUGUUAUAACAAAAAGAUUUGUCAUACGGUGAAUUUUGAAUUGAUGACUUCAUCUAGAUAUUCUUAAUUCUUAUCCAUUUCUUUUCCAAAACGAAAAUUCUACAAAUAAAAACAAAACAAAAAGAAAUCAAAUAAAAUAUCUUUCCCUUUCCUCUCAAUCCUAGAGAGAGAGAGAGAAACAGAGUAGAGAGAGAAGAGUCUGCCUUGGCGGUUGGAAUAAGCAGUUGCUAUCUAAACAUUGCUUCAUAAACAAAACCUCAGGUGUUAGAUUAGGCCAACGGUUCUCUUCCUCUCUUCCUCACCCUUUCUUUGUUUCUCUUCAAACGUAAGCAAACAAAACAAACCACAAACUUCAAAGAGUUUGUCUCUUAUAAAAUAUAUAAACAAUCCUUUUGUUAUGGUGUGAUUCUUGGUCGCCAUCUCUCGCCCAACUUCACCUUCCCUGACAUAAACACAACACCUUCCUAAUCUUUCUUUGUAAUCAUCUUUUUCUCUUGUUCCUGUCUUCUCAAUCUUCUCUCCUAUAUUAGAAACAUGAUCUCCCUCUAAAACCUAUUUCAUUUCAGACAAAAGCUUAUCUCUAUACUCAAAGCUUAGGCUACUAGAGGUACUUUCCUUUUGUGAAAUAGAUUCCUCCUUUUCGGGAAGUCGUGGAGUUCGUGUACGGAGCUGAGUUUUGCCUUUUUGGUGGUUGCAAAUAAGGUUUAAAUAAAAUAUUCAAGGCUUUGGAAAACUUCCAAUGGAUGAAUCAUCUUCCAAUAUUGUCUCCAUAACUAUUUCAUCAUCGUCUUCAUUGAGUACCACACCACCACGAAGUGACAACACUCAUGCGCCUGCCUCUGUUCAAGAGAGGUCCUUCUACUUAAGGUUUGCUAUGAGGGUAUCUAGAGCUAGAUGGUUUAUCUUCUUGAGAAGAGUGUUUCACUAUCAAAACGGAUCAAGAUCAGAUCUCGGCUCCAAUCCUUUCAACUCCACCACGUGGAUGAUGUCUGAGCUAAUAGCUCUGCUUGUUCAGCUUACCGUGAUUACACUCACACUAGCUAUCUCAAAAGAAGAGAGACCUGUUUGGCCAGUGAGGUUAUGGAUCAUAGGUUAUGAUGUGGGAUGUCUCCUCAGUCUCAUGCUAUUAUAUGGUCGGUUUCGCCAACUAAACCAAGGAAACUGGUUUGUCGAUAUUGAGCAGCAACACAGAGGCAGAGAUGAAACUAGGAGCUCCCAUUUGAUGAACAAGUGCAGAACGUCUCUAGAGCUGUUCUUUGCUAUUUGGUUUGUGGUUGGGAAUGUUUGGGUGUUUGAUUCUAGAUUCGGUUCUUUCAACCAUGCUCCAAAGCUUCACGUUCUCUGCGUCUGUCUUCUUUCUUGGAACGCUCUCUGCUACUCUUUUCCCUUUCUUCUCUUCCUAUUCCUCUGUUGCCUUGUGCCUCUCAUUAGUAGUCUCCUUGGAUACAACAUGAACAUGGGAUCUUCAGACAGAGGUGCAUCUGAUGACCAAAUCUCUAGUCUCCCUAGCUGGAAACACAAACGAGCCGACGACAAUGCUUCUGAUUCAGCUCCUAAAACUGAUGAUCCUGAGUGUUGUAUAUGUUUGGCAAAGUAUAAAGACAAGGAAGAAGUAAGGAAGCUUCCAUGUUCACAUAAGUUUCACCUUAAGUGUGUAGAUCAGUGGCUUCGUAUCAUCUCUUGUUGUCCUCUCUGCAAACAAGAUCUUUCCGGAUGAAAAAGCACAAAACCCUAAAGCAGACAAGAGCUCAUAAGAGACUCUGAUUUUAGUUCUAUAGUUUUUGGUUUGUUUGGUUUCUUCUCUCAAAGGUUUUUAUUUUUAUUUUUGGUUUGAAGCAAGUAGGUUACUUGUGUGAGUGAGUGUCAAAAGUUUUGUACAGAAAGAGCUCACCAGUAACCGUAAAGUACAUUGUGAGGAGAUACAAAUCACAAUGCCACAACAUUUAUAAAAAUAUUGAUAUAGUGUUUACACU
Molecule: messenger RNA, 2036 nt
Organism: Brassica napus (rape)
Lineage: Eukaryota; Viridiplantae; Streptophyta; Magnoliopsida; Brassicales; Brassicaceae
Product: E3 ubiquitin-protein ligase At4g11680
Exons: 4
Coding region: 803-1780 (325 amino acids)
Source: RefSeq, a predicted model, not a curated record